Molecule: messenger RNA, 2481 nt
Organism: Micropterus dolomieu (smallmouth bass)
Lineage: Eukaryota; Metazoa; Chordata; Actinopteri; Centrarchiformes; Centrarchidae
Product: cadherin-7-like
Exons: 10
Coding region: 13-2115 (700 amino acids)
Biological process (GO): calcium-dependent cell-cell adhesion; homophilic cell-cell adhesion; adherens junction organization
Cellular component (GO): plasma membrane; catenin complex; adherens junction
Molecular function (GO): cadherin binding; calcium ion binding
Source: RefSeq, a predicted model, not a curated record
CUCCACUCUGACAUGGAUAAGGGUGACGGUCAGGUAAGGUAUGUCUUGAACGGUGAAGGAGCAAUGUCCAUCUUCACCAUCGAUGAGAAUACAGGAGACAUUCACGCCACCAAGAGGCUGGACCGGGAGCAGCAGGCAUACUACUCCUUGAGAGCUCAGGCUCGAGACCGAAAAACCAACAUGCCAGUGGAACCAGAGUCCCAGUUCAUCAUCAAAGUCCAGGACAUCAAUGACAAUGAGCCCAAGUUCCUGGACGGACCGUACACUGCUAGGGUGGCCGAGGGGUCUCCUGUAGGUGUGGUGCGGACGGCUCUUCCUGACAUGGACCGGGAGGUGCGGGAACGUUACCUGCUGGUCGUCCAGGCCAAAGACAUGAUUGGUCAGAUGGGAGGUCUCUCAGGAACCACCUCCGUCACGGUGAUACUGACCGACAUCAAUGACAACCCGCCUCGCUUCCCCCACAGUAACUACCAGUUCACAGUUCCAGAGUCUGUACUGGUGUCAGAUGUGGUUGCCAGGAUCAAAGCUCUGGAUCUGGAUGUUGGUCCGAAUGCUGAGAUGGACUACAGGAUCCUGAAUGGAGACGGACUGGGAACCUUCAGGAUCGUCACCGAUCCAAACACACAGGAAGGACUCCUCACUUUACAGAAGACUCUGGACUUUGAGACCAAGUCGAGCUACGUGUUGCACGUUGAGGCGUCCAAUCGUUACGUGGACACUCACUUCCUGUCAACGGGUCGGUUCAGCGACGUAGCGACGGUUCGUCUACUGGUGGAGAACGUGGAUGAGCCUCCGGUCUUCUCCUCCCCCGUUAGUCGGAUGGUGGUCUCUGAGGACGCUGCGGUAGGAACUGAUGUGGGAUCAGUUUCAGCUCACGACCCUGACGCCACCGACAACCCCGUCAGGUACUCGAUAGACAGGAAGUCGGACGUGGAGCGGUUCUUUAACAUCGACAGCAGCUCAGGUGUGAUCCGGACCGCCAGACGUCUGGACAGAGAGACCAUCGCUCUGCACAACAUCAGCGUCCUCGCCACAGACAGCUUGGAUCGGUCUCAGGUGGGGAAAGCUGUGCUUCUGAUCUCUGUGACGGACGUUAACGAUAACGCUCCGAGCUUCGCCAUGAAGUACGAAGCCUUUGUCUGUGAGAACGCAGAACCCGGACAGAUUAUUGAGACCCUGAGCGCUGUGGAUCGUGAUGAACCAGAGAACGGACAUCGUUUCCUGUUCUCUCUGCCCGCCGAGGCUUCUGGGAACUUCAGCUUCAUCCUGAGAGAUAAUAAAGACAACACGGCGUCUGUCCUGACUCGGCAGGGUGGUUUCCUGUGGCGGGAUCAGCCGGUUCACUUCCUGCCGGUGGUGAUUUCAGACGGCAGCAGUCCGUCUCUCAGCAGCACCAACUCGCUCUCCAUCACAGUCUGCGACUGCGACGCCCAUGGAAACCGCCGCUCCUGCAGCCGGGGAGCGGCGCUGCUGCUGGUCGGCCUCAGCUCCGCCGCCGCUGCCACGGUCCUCACCUGCAUCCUCGUACUACUGGGUGUCAUCGUGGUCGUAGCAGCUGUCAGACGCAGUAGGAGGGAGCCUCUGAUGAUGGACGACGAGCGGGACAUUCGUGAGAACAUCGUUCACUACGAUGAUGAAGGCGGCGGCGAGGAGGACACCGAGGCCUUCGACAUGUUCGCACUGAGACACCUGAACAAACCAAACCCACCCCGCCGAGACCCCGACAACAACCUGCCGGGACUCCUCGCCAAAACCCCGGAGUACAGGGCGGAAAGGAACAUGCUGUUCCAGGAGUUCAUCCGGAACAGGCUGCAGGAGGCAGAUGUGGACCUGACGGCGCCCCCCUAUGACUCUCUGCAGACCUACGCCUUUGAGGGCAACGGGUCCACUGCGGAGUCACUGAGCUCGUUAAACUCAUCAGAGUUUGAGCAGAAUUACAACUUCCCGACAGAGUGGGGGCCGAGGUUCAGGAAGCUCGCAGACCUGUACGGAACCAAAUCCUUCAGUGUUUCUGAACCAGAACCAGGAGAGUCUGACAGACAAAAGUUGCUGAUUAUUGGAUCCAGAUGUGUCAAGCAGCUGAUGUUUAAAGCCCUGUCGUAUGUGAAGUUCUGACCCACAUGGUUCUGACAGAUAAAAUAAAAUAACCACAGCAGGUUCAGAGCCGAGAAACAGAGGAACUGUCUAAGUUGGCUUUUAUAACCUGACGUGUUUGAUUCUUUCAGCUCGCUGCGUGGCGGCGUUUCCAUGUUAGAAGUCUCCGGCGCCGAAUAAGAGGUCGUUCAUCACAGUCAGUUAUUUAACACACUGAGAGGGUUUUGACCCGCUAAAGCUGCACCACUUCAGCAGAAAGCAGCCUAUCAGGCCGCCUACAGCACGGUGGUGUCAUUUUCCUGAGAGCUCAUUGGUCAGUAGAUGUUGAUCUCUGAUCUGGAACAGGUCAACCGCUCAGCAUCAGGUACCAUGGUGAACCAGCGUCGU